GCCAUUAGCAUGCUCUACUGUCUGCAAGGGAGUGGGAAAUUUUCCAUAUGUCGAUCUUCCAACGGGCUAUACUUCCAUCAUUGGCAACAGAGAUCACACAACACACACAGCUACCAUCCCACCCGCCAGCGGAACGACGCCCUGUUCCUAGGAAACAUAGUGCGGUUGGUCUCCAAGAAUUUGUCUUUUCUUUUUUUGACAGGAGACGUGCGGCCUUUAUCAUCAUGACGUCAUCCAUCUCCUUGAAGAUAAUUUUCUAUAUUCACCUACUAGUUGGAGAUAUUUGGUAUAUAGCACCUUACCCAUAAGAACAAUAAAUACUCUCGAAUUGAGUUGUUG
This is a messenger RNA of Aspergillus alliaceus, 339 nucleotides long. RefSeq lists its product as uncharacterized. Bases 48 to 308 code for a protein of 86 amino acids. The transcript has a single exon. The record is from RefSeq and is a predicted model, not a curated record. Lineage: Eukaryota; Fungi; Ascomycota; Eurotiomycetes; Eurotiales; Aspergillaceae.